Molecule: messenger RNA, 1323 nt
Organism: Danaus chrysippus (African queen)
Lineage: Eukaryota; Metazoa; Arthropoda; Insecta; Lepidoptera; Nymphalidae
Source: the annotation of a GenBank genome assembly
AUGGAGUCCGCGGGCGACUGGUGUCUUAUCGAAAGUGAUCCUGGCGUGUUUACGCAACUGAUUAAGAAAUUUGGUGUUAAGGGUGUCCAAGUGGAAGAGAUGUGGACUUUUGAUGACAGCAUUUUUGAUAACUUGAGACCUGUCCAUGGAUUGAUAUUUCUGUUCAAAUAUUUGCAACACGAUGAACCUCCACAUCCCGUUGUCAAGGACAGUCGAUUGGAGAAAAUAUAUUUUGCUAAACAGGUGAUAAACAAUGCAUGUGCGACACAAGCUGUUGUAAGUCUCCUGUUGAAUUGCAACCAUCCAGAUGUCAUAUUAGGACCGGAGUUGACGAAGUUAAAGGAAUUCAGUAUGUCAUUUGAUCCACGAAUGCGCGGUCUGACACUAAGCAAUUCCCAGACCAUAAGAAGUGCACAUAACUCUAUGUCUCAACAAGCUUUGUUUGAAUUCGACCCAAAAGUUCCUACUAAGGAUGAAGAUGCUUACCAUUUCAUUGGUUAUAUGCCAAUUGAUGGACGGCUUUAUGAACUAGAUGGACUCCGGGAGGGACCCAUCGAUCAUGGACCGAUUGCUCCGGAACAAGAUUGGUUGGAUGUUGUUCGUCCCAUUAUUGUGUCUCGCAUUAAUGUAUAUACAGAAGGUGAAAUACAUUUUAAUCUAAUGGCUCUCGUAUCGGAUAGAAAAAUGAUAUACGAGAGACAAAUACAGGCGCUCAUGAGCGAGACCAGGAUGCUGGGCAUGGAGACGGAUGACGUGGACGUUGAAAUAAGAAGAUUGCGUAUGCUAAUAGAAUACGAAGACGCCAAAAUGUUGAGAUACAACCAGGAGAUGUUGAGGAGACGCCACAACUACUUGCCGUUCAUCAUCACGCUGCUCAAAAUAUUGGCGGAGGAAAAGAAGUUGUCGCCUCUGUUGGAAAAGGCGAAGGAGCGCGCGCUCAAGAAGGGGCCCAAGAAAGUGAAAUCCAGCCCCUCGCGGGUGCUGCCGCCCUCCGAGCACAUGCAAUAUUCAUUAGCAGAUUUAGAUUCUAUAUUUAGAGAGCCUCAAGAGCCUCCCAGCCAGAUGGAGCCGCAGGACGCUUUGCAGCAGAGCUUAUUAGAACCACCCGCCGACAUGGACAUGUUGGCCACCGACGACUUCCUCAAGGACGUCGUCCUCGACACCGGCUUCGAGCACGACCUCAUAGACGUUCAUGAUAUAUUUGACGAAAAUAUGAUACCGACCGACGAGUUCCCACACGACGACAUCCUAGACCCCGACGAACUGCUCAUCACAGACUUCAUGCGCAAUCCAGCCCCCGAAGAAGAACGCGAUGCGGAAUAG